Molecule: messenger RNA, 5343 nt
Organism: Iphiclides podalirius (scarce swallowtail)
Lineage: Eukaryota; Metazoa; Arthropoda; Insecta; Lepidoptera; Papilionidae
Source: the annotation of a GenBank genome assembly
AUGGAAGUAAAAAUUGGACCUAACUCUGUUGAUGAACCGAAUAUUUUGUACAAAUUACAACGCAAAAUUAAAGUCUUUAACACAAACAACUCAUUACCUAACCGUGGCUACAACCUAGUAGCUAGCUCUAGUAAAUAUGGAAUUGUAUUCAUUGUUUCACCAAAUUGCAUGUUAUCAGCAUACUACCUAAAAGAUCUUGUUAAUAAGGAAUGUGAGCCAUCACAUGUAACAAUAAAGCUACAGCUAGAACCAACACACAUUGCAGUAAACUGUGAUCAAGAAUGGUUGGCCCUUAUUAGCAAAACAAAUCUUUUUGUAUAUAAGAUUGCAGAUUUUCAAAAUCAGAAUACUUUACCAUCCUUCUCUAUAAAGUUAGAUGUGAAUCCAGCAACUUCUGUGUCUUCAGUACAGUGGAACCCAUGCGUCACUGACACUAUUGCUAUUGCAUUCCUUGAUGGUACAUUACUUGUGAGCCAGGUCAAUACCAUGCAAGUUAAAAAGCUGCAAUCUAAUGUGAAAUGUAUUUGUUGGAGUCCCAAAGGCAAACAACUUGUAACUGGCAACAAUGAUGGCACACUGUGCCAGUACAAACCUGAUCUGUCACCAAUGAAAGUUGUGCCCCCACCAAAUUUGUUUGAAGGGGCUGCGGUUGAGGCACUAGCAAUCUUUUGGAUUUCAACUUAUCAAUUUGCUGUGGUUUAUAAAAACGCAACAGAUAACAGCCGACCAGCUGUUACUAUUGUUAAUACACCAAAAGGCGGUCAACCUUCCUGCUUCAAUUAUGAAGACAUCUGUUACAGCAUGGCAUCAAGCAGACCAUGGUACUACUAUCUUCAUGGUUUGUCCCAAUGGAACAUGAUACUUGCAUCUUCAUCAAACAGCAUGGAAAUUGCAACUCUUGGCUCCAAUGAUGGUGCUAAUUGGUUGCAAUGGUGUCAGCCAGAUGAAGCAAGACCAGAACUUCCAUUGACAAACAAAACCCAAGAAAAUUAUCCUGUAGGAAUAUGUGUUGAUACAUGCGCUAUUCAUCAAUUGCCAUGGGGUGAAAAUGAAAUGUUGCCACCAAUGCCACUUCUUCUUGUUUUAUCACAAACAGGCCUAUUAUCAAUUUUCAAUAUUAUCAACCUAAAGAAAGAAGCGCCUUCCAUUUGUACACCCCUUCAACAAUUGUUACUCCCAGCUGCUGUAAUGACAAGGGCUAUACCCGACGAUGUUCCUCAGCCUACAGUUGCGCCUACUUCGACCGCGCCCGUAAAUCAACCUAUGCCACAACCCGUCCAGCCGGCUGCUGUCCAGCCGGCGGCUUUCCAGCCACAACCCCGCCCAGCCGGCUGCGGUCCAGCCGGCGGCUUUCCAGCCACAACCUGCCCAGCCGGCUGCGGUCCAGCCGGCGGCUUUCCAGCCACAACCUGCCCAGCCGACUGCGGUCCAGCCACAACAACCACCGCAACUGCCACCUCUGGACUCUUUUCCAGUGCAGCCCCUAAGAUUAGUGACACAAAGCCCGUUGAUGCGAAACCACAAAUACCUGUUGUUCACAACCCGUCAUCACAGACCCCACCGCAGCCGGUAACGUCAGCAGAAGCGCCGAAACCGCAAACGCCGAUACAAACGCAGGAGAUGAACGCGCUGAAGAACGAACAGGAGAGGGUGAACAAAAUGAAAGCGAACGAGGAACUAAAGAACAUGCUGAUAAGGGAGGUGAACGAUUUCCAAAUGGAACUGCACAAGUUUAUGGUGAAGACGAGAGAAGCCCACAUCAAGCUCCAGAGGGACAUCGAAUCGAUCAAUACGGAUUUCGGUAUCCAGCCGAAGGACGUGGAGCACUUGAAAAUCGAUUGCUCCAUAGAGGAAUUGCGCGAGGCGAUUGUCCAGUUGAAGUUGGACCUUGUACGUGCUUGCGCCGUAGUAGCGGAGGUCCGGACGCACACAGACACGAAAAACUUACACGAGUGGAGCCAGGCCGACCCGCUAACUAUGAAACGUGUCGCGUCAGUGAAGAAACUCUCUUAUUACGUACAAAAUCAGCUGGACCAAGCGCACAGGGCCCUAGACCACAAGUGGAACGAAAUGGCCGCGAGGAAUGCCAACGAAAAGCCAGGGCAGCGCAUGCUGCGUCCGAUUCUCGACGACAUCUAUCAGCCCCUGGUGAAGCAACAGGAGAUACUCAGCAGACAGCAGGCGGUACUUCGAAGCCUGAGGAAUACCCUCAAGGAGUGCGGCGACGUGGCACCCAUAUUCAAAACCACAACAAUACUCAGAAGCACCCCCUUUAGGAGCAAAGCUGAUCCACUCUCCAAGCUGACAAAGAAUAUCCUCAACAUGAGCAUUGAGCCCGAUAAAGACAAAGUCAAAGACCAGAAGUCGAUAAAUCAAAAGCUCGACGCGCUAAGGGACAUGCUGUCCAACCACAAAACGGUCAAAAUUAAACCGGUCGACGUCGAACUGAAGCAACAGCUGAUCGCCAUGCGACUCAACUACGAGAGGAGUUUGAGGGAGAAAGAAGCAAAGGAGAAGGAGAAGAUAAUGGAAGCCGCAAAAGUGAAACUCGAACCAGAAAGUCCGAAAAUUGAUCCGUCUCAAAUACUCCGUGAUGUGAAACCUCAAGAAUUCAAGCCAGAAAUGAAAGCUGUGCCGCCUAUAACGGUCCCCACUUAUACGCCAGUCAGCAACGCGAAGACAGUCAAACCGGUGUUGGCUAACGUAGCGAGAACACUUUUUACAGAAGACGAAUCGAAGCCGCAAACCGUGCAAUUUGCACCCAGCCGCGAGGCGCAGGCGCCAACCGCAAAGCCCGAACAGCCGAAGACCAACCAGACAGUCACCACUACGACCCGCAUAAUGCUAAAGGGGAUGCUGCAGAACAAGUCGCUGGCCAACGCAGAGAAGAGCGACGCGAACACCUUCAUGAGCCAAAAUAUAUGCUCGCCCUCCGCUUUCAAUUUCUCGAAGGGCGCAACGGCGGCGCCCCCAGCCGUGUUCUCGGCGAAACCGAUCGCGGACAUGAGCGAAAUGCUGAGCAAGCUGCCGCAGACUACCGAGACCGGCGAAAGAGCAGGGCUGCCACCGCAAAGUCCGCCGGCCGCCACGUUCACGCUAAAAGCGCCACCCCUAGCCCAGUCGAACGUUCCAGACGUUUUGCGAACCGCCAACUUCAAGGCCGAAGCGAAAACCAUAGACGCGAAACCGGGCAAAGAGAACGCCCGCGAAAAUUCCAAGCAAACCCAGGCGGCGGACGAACAACCCAAAGCGUUUGGUCUAUCGGUUAAACAACCCACUGCUGUUGCGCCCGCUCCGGUUGUGACGUCAUUGUCUGAAACCAGUAAGGUCGAAGUGAAAACCGAAACGACGAGCGGUAACUCUGAUUCGACGGAGAAAUCGGCCACUUCUGUGUUUAGCGCCGCCAAUGCUGCUUCGGCUGUUCCGAAACCACUACCCGUGUUCGGGGCAGCGGCAUCCCAGGCGACGACAGCAUUCCCAUCUACCCCCACCGCGACCACCACCACCACAGCUGAACCAACUACGAAGGCCGAAGCGACGCCAGCUGCGUCCGCCUCCUCAAUAUUCGGGAAAGCGGUGGCGUCCCAGCUCCCUGCGUCUCAAUCUGACCCCAAGCCCUCGUCCCCGACUGGCUCCAUAUUCGCAACGUCCGCAACCUCGACCGCCAGCUUAUUUGGAAAUUCGAGCAUAUUCGGAAGGCCGACGACGACCACCGCAACGACGGCGUCGAGCGCCCAAUCGAUCUUCGCCAGCGCCGCCACCGCCACACCUGAGGCGCCAAUAUCCACCUCGACUGCCACCUCGACCACUUCCCCGCAAGCCGCAGCCGAAACGUCAACCGUUACAGCGACAGCUGCUGCGACCACCGCACCCGUCUCUCAAACCCAGCCGCUGGCCACCGCAGCCUCGCCGUCGACGACCACGACCGCGACCGCAGCAACGACCACGGCCGCGGCGGUCACGACCACGGUGGCGACCACGACCACAGCUGCCCCGAUGUUCGCGCCCUCCGCACAGGGGGCUACCGUCCCGGCGCGCUUCCCCGUCUUUGGCGGCACGUUGGACCCCACGAACAGCGUGUUCGGGGCCGCGAAGAAUACGACAGGCUCUCUAUGGCCGCCGCCGACGGGGCACAGCUGGACCGGCUCCUCGGAGUUCGGCGGGGCGCCGUCGCAGCCCUCGAUGUUCGGCACGCCGACGCCGAUAUCUUCCACGCAGUCGGUGUUCGGCACGCCGACGCCGACAUCGUCCACGCAGUCGGUGUUCGGCACGCCGACGCCGACAUCGUCCACGCAGUCGGUGUUCGGCACACCGACGCCGACACCGUCUACGCAGUCGGCGUUCGGCACCCAGGCGCCGGCGUCCGUGCAGUCGGUGUUCGGCGCGCCGACACCGUCUACACAGACCUCGAUGUUCGGCACGCCGACGCCGUCCACUCAGGCGUCGGUGUUCGGCGCGCCGACGCAGACGCAGAGCGUUUUCGGCGCGCCCCCAGCCACCACGCAGUCCGGCUCGAUAUUCGGCACCGCCGAGACGAACCUGUUCGCGGCCGCGACGAUAUCCACGACGAGCGCGCCGUCGCCCACCAGCGGCGGCAGCAUAUUCGGCACGAGCGGUGGCGGUUCCGUGUUCGGCGACGGAAAAGCUAACGUGUUCGGAGGCAAGACCACUUUCGGACAGUCGGGCCAGUCGGCGGCGGCCAUUUUCGGCGGGGCCAAUUCCACCUUCAAACAGAACUCCCCAACGAGCUUUUGGGGCGGCGGCAACGCUUCAGGCGGGAAUGUGUUCGGCUCGAGCACCUUUGGUCAACAAGCGACGACCCAAGCAUCACUGUUCAGCGGCGGAUCCGGUGGGAGUUUCAGUGCCCCUUCCACUGGCCAGCCUUUGGGCAGCCCUCAACCGAACGCCUUUGGGGCCACUGAAGCCAAGCCAGUGUUUGGCUCUCCCCAGCAGCAAACUUCCCCAGCAUUCGGCGGCUCCGCCGUGUUCGGCACGAAACCGGUAUUUGGACAAACCACUGGCUUCGGAUCGCCUACGGGCGGUUUUGGUGGGUUCGGCGGAUUCAACAAGAGCCCUAGCAGUGGCUUUGGGGCCUCCGCGUCCUUCGGCGGAGCGCCCGCCUUCGGGGGCUCCGCUUUCGGCGGCUCCUCGCCCGUGAAGAUGUUCGGGGGCGCUUCGCCCACUACCGGUUUCGGAGCGCCCACGCAGUCGAACUCAACAUUCGAGACUCUAGCAACGCAAAACACUCUCACUUUCGGGAAUUUGGCGCAGCAGUCCGCCCAGCAAAGCCAGCCCCAACAACCCAGUUUCAACACUUCCCCGUCGUUCACUGGCUGGCGAGGC